This is a messenger RNA of Xenopus laevis (African clawed frog), 1271 nucleotides long. It is a transcript of the gene bri3.L, whose product is annotated as brain protein I3 L homeolog. The record is from RefSeq and is a predicted model, not a curated record. The transcript is spliced from 3 exons. Gene Ontology annotation, cellular component: lysosomal membrane; perinuclear region of cytoplasm. NCBI's taxonomy places the organism in Eukaryota, Metazoa, Chordata, Amphibia, Anura, Pipidae. Bases 312 to 716 code for a protein of 134 amino acids.
GGGGGAGAGGCAAGUGCGCUCGGGAGUGGUCACAUGACCCAAGUCUUGUGACUGGCCUGAUCCAGCAAAGAGCUGAGCACAUGACCGCUUGCACCUUCUACUUCGGGACCCAGUUGAGAGAAGAGGGGUGGGAGAGUUCGCACAGGCAGAAGGGAUCGGGUACAUGUGACUCUGGGUAACUCCUUUACCCCCCUCUUCCCGUGAUAGAGUCUCCCACAAACUUGUGUCCACACCCUACUGACAGGGAAGCUGCUUUCACUUUGUGAUUGAGUUCCUUCCUGCCAACCUGUGCUCACUCCGACCGGUAAAGAAUGGAUAGCAAGCCCCUCCUGCAGGACAGACCCCCAGCCUACAGCCCGGCGGUACCGGGGGGAUAUGACUACGGGCAGCAGCAGAACUAUGGGGCUAUUCCUGGAGCUCCUCAGACAGCUGCCCAGCACGCCUACCCCCCGCCAUACCCUUACCCUGCUGCCGCCGGAUAUGUUCCUCCGCCCCAGCCGGCCUAUCCAAGCACUUACACCAUAAUCCAACAGCCAGCAGCAACUACGUCUGUGGUGGUGGUGGGAGGCUGUCCUGCGUGCAGAGUUGGCGUCUUGGAAGAUUCCUUCACGUGCCUGGGCCUGUUAUGUGCCAUCUUCUUCUUUCCUAUCGGGAUCCUGUUCUGCUUGGCACUAAGGCAGCGGAGAUGCCCCAACUGCGGCGCUACGUUUGGUUAAGGAGGAGAACUUACCCCUCAGAGGCUUUAUAUAUAAAUAUAUAUAUAAUUAUGCACUUCUCAGUUCCCUUCUGUAAAUCUCAUUAAGUUGCACAAUCCUUCUAUUUGAUUAAAUUGCAUAUUUGUAUGGGGGUGUGUGAUAGCGUUCCUUCCUUUUCCUGUUUAUUGCAUGGGGGGGGCGUGUCGAUCUUUGUGCCAUUGUAACUGGUGGAGCUGUGACGCUUCCACUCUCUGGUGCCUUUACACGUUGUACAGAAUUAUUCCGUCUGUCUUUCCUCUGUCUACCAAUUACAGGGACAGCCUCUCUUUUGUCUCGGCCCGCUGCAGAACUACAACUCCCAGAUGCAGACCGGGCCGAGAAUGCUGGCGAAUUGCAGUUCAGCAACAGGCGGAGAGCUAGGAAGCUGGUUUCCCAUGAUCUAAUGUAAAAGUGAUAUUGUUUCAGUUAUACAGACCUGUGGUUUUUUUUUUUUGUAUGUAAUUCUGCAACAUGUACAAAUUUUAUAGUAAAACCAGAAAAGCACUGUGAAAAUAUUAAAGAUAAUUCUAUGAUUCA